This is a messenger RNA of Penicillium alfredii, 1485 nucleotides long. RefSeq names its product squalene monooxygenase erg1 (gene erg1). The record is from RefSeq and is a predicted model, not a curated record. Gene Ontology annotation, molecular function: flavin adenine dinucleotide binding; squalene monooxygenase activity. Bases 1 to 1485 code for a protein of 494 amino acids. Gene Ontology annotation, biological process: ergosterol biosynthetic process. The transcript has a single exon. NCBI's taxonomy places the organism in Eukaryota, Fungi, Ascomycota, Eurotiomycetes, Eurotiales, Aspergillaceae. Gene Ontology annotation, cellular component: endoplasmic reticulum; membrane.
AUGACCUCCGUCAACGGCCAUGUCUCCAAAUCGCAGCAAGCGGCGCAGCGCCGCAUCGAGCACCACGAAGCCGAUGUCGUGAUCGUGGGCGCCGGGAUUAUGGGUUGUGCGCUUGCCGUAGCGCUGGGAAGACAAGGACGGAGCGUCAUUCUGCUAGAGAAUUCAAUGAAGGAGCCCGACCGCAUUGUGGGUGAGCUCCUCCAGCCCGGAGGGGUGCACGCAUUGGAAAUGCUGGGACUGCGGGAUUGUCUGGAGGAGAUCGACUCGAUCGAUGUCAAGGGAUACUAUGUCUCAUACUUUGGCGAGCCCGUGCUUUUGGACUACCCCAAGUCCACGCCGUCGUCGGCCUCGCCACUAGGCCGGACUUUCCAUCACGGCCGGUUUGUGAUAAAACUGCGUGCGGCGGCCCUGGCCUGCGCCAACGUGACGGUGGUCGAGACUAAGGCGACGGCGCUGGUGACAUCGUCGUAUACGCAGCAGGUGCUCGGGGUCGAGUGCGUGGCUAAGGACCUCAAGGACUGCUAUUUUGCCCAGCUCACUGUUGUCGCCAACGGCUACGACUCCAAACUCGGAAAAUCGUACCACCCGCACACCCCGACGCGCCGGUCCAAGUUCUGGGGCCUCGAGCUCAUCGACGCUAAGCUGCCGGCUCCCUGCUACGGUCAUGUUCUGCUCAGUAACAGUCCGCCCGUGCUUAUGUACCAGAUCGGCACCCACGAGACCCGCAUCCUCGUUGAUAUCCCCGAUAAUUUGCCCUCGGCCUCGGUGAAGAACGGUGGCGUCAAGGGUCACUUACGGAAUACUAUCUUGCCUAUAUUGCCCGAGUCCGUACAACCGUCGUUCCUGGCUGCGUUGGAGAAGGGCCAGCUGCGUUCGAUGCCGAAUUCGUUUCUACCCGCUUCGGCCAACAAAACCCCCGGCUUAGCCAUUCUUGGUGAUGCACUAAAUAUGCGACAUCCUCUGACCGGAGGUGGAAUGACCGUCGCACUCAACGAUGUCUGCGUCCUCCGCGACUUGCUGAGCCCGGAGCGUGUACCGAGUCUCUCAGAUACGCGGUUGGUGCUGAAGCAGCUCAGCCGCUUCCAUUGGACCCGAAAAAAUUCGGCUACCGUCAUCAACAUUUUAGCCCAGGCACUGUACAUGCUUUUUGCUGCUAAUGGUAUGUGUUUGUUCCGUGUUUUCUCCUCUCUCGUGCCUCACGCUUACAUUCAUUCAGAUCAAAAUCUCAAGGCCCUGCAACGUGGCUGCUUCCGCUACUUCCAAUUAGGCUACGUCGCCGGGCCCGUCGGGCUACUGGCAGGCCUGAUCAAGCAGCCGUUUAUUCUGUUCAGCCACUUCUUCUCUGUCGCCUUCCUCUCUAUCUGGGUUCUCUUCCGGGAAACUCCCGUGUCCCGGUUGUUGUUAUUCCCGUUCCAGUCCAUCAUGGUGUUUUGGACUGCCUGCGUGGUGAUUGCCCCAUAUAUCUUUGCCGAGAUAUGGAGCUAA